This is a messenger RNA of Penicillium griseofulvum, 1404 nucleotides long. RefSeq lists its product as uncharacterized. The record is from RefSeq and is a predicted model, not a curated record. NCBI's taxonomy places the organism in Eukaryota, Fungi, Ascomycota, Eurotiomycetes, Eurotiales, Aspergillaceae. Bases 1 to 1404 code for a protein of 467 amino acids. The transcript has a single exon.
AUGCCUCGUCCUGCCCCCAAACGAAGUCGUACAGUGGGAAAAAGUCAGCCCAAACCCACGACAGAAGAGUCAACGCAACAAAUUGACUGCAAUGUCGCCAAAUCGCCUUCGCAGCUUGAACCCGGCUCAGCCUUGGAUCCUAGACAGGCACUACGCAGUCAAACGCCCUUGACCAAAAGUCAUGAACAAUUAAUUGAAUCUUCGCCCAUGGGGGACCGGCCGGGCACCGGCAGUCGACCUGGAACUGGGAGUCGACCCCCUACAAGAUCGCGCGGUUAUUCUUCUACGCUAUCAUUCGCCGGACGCAAAGGUGACACAGGUUCCCGCAUUCCCGGAACGCCUGGAUUCGAUAAUUCCGUUUUGAGCAACUUCAGGCGGCGACCGCGACAGCAAAGCAUUCUGCAGAUGAUGCAAGCCGACGAUGGCUCUUCCGACCUUGAUGAUGAUGACUUCCUUGGUGGGCUUAGCCCCAAUGAUGAAUCAACACCACUGAAUCUCUCUCGGGGAAAGUCACUACUUAUUAAGCCAACCGACAAGUCACCAUCCCCGUCACCUUCCAAAUCACCGCUAUCCGACGGUACGCGCAAGCGCAGGCGCAUGACCCAAGAGAUUCAAGUACCACAGUCGCCUAUUGAUAUGGUAGAAGAUACUCCAACUGCGACACCGAACCAACGCGACGCAUCUCGACAUGAGAUUGAAGACCAACAAGUUGCUGAAGAUGAUGUUGAAUCUGAAGACGAGGAUCUUGAAGAUCAGGAUGUGGAGGUUGAAAGAGUCGAGGCGACAUCACAAUCCCAACGAUUCCCAGAAAUACUGAGCCAGACUAUGUUACCACCAGCCAGCAGCCCUGCUGGCUCCGCUCCACCUGGUGAUUCCACACCGCGACCUGUUCAGAAGAAAAAUUCCAAUGCCCCCAGUCAUCUAUCGACAGCAAACCUGCAAGACAAGCUUUUACCACGUCGCCGGCGCAGACUCCGCACGACCAAUGACUACUACAGCGACGAAAGUGAUCAGCAUGAUGCCGCAUCUAGUGGCGAGGAUGAGUUGAACUACCCAUCACAAAGAUCAUCCGGGCGGCGAGCAGGGAAAAACAAACCCAAGCCAUUAACCAACACCCGCAAUCUAAAGCCGAAGAAGAUUAAAGAGAAAAAAAAUAAUAAGUCGGUACCAAAAGAAGCUACGUAUUCACGUCAAGCGAGUGGUGACAAAGAGAACGAAAUGCUUUCAUCGCCAUCAUCUUCUCUAUUGUCAUCACCACCGGAGUCCGAUGUCACUGAUUCCGAAUCUAUACAAACAGAGGCCACUCGUUAUGUGAGCGAUGAGUUGCGUGCGGCAGUCAAAAAGUUUGCGGAAGUGGACCAAUGGAAGAUGGAAUUUGAAGAUGUCUCUGCUUCAGAGAGUUAG